Molecule: messenger RNA, 642 nt
Organism: Trypanosoma theileri
Lineage: Eukaryota; Euglenozoa; Kinetoplastea; Trypanosomatida; Trypanosomatidae
Product: putative ras-related protein rab-14
Exons: 1
Coding region: 1-642 (213 amino acids)
Cellular component (GO): Golgi apparatus
Molecular function (GO): GTP binding; GTPase activity
Source: RefSeq, a predicted model, not a curated record
AUGAGCCACAAGUACAUCUUCAAAUACAUUAUUAUUGGCGAUAUGGGUGUUGGCAAGAGUUCGCUCAUGCAGCGCUUCACCGAGCAGCGCUUCCGCCGGGAUCUCCCGCACACCAUCGGCGUCGAGUUCGGCACCGCCACCGUCGACCUCAACGGCGAGGCCGCCAAGCUGCAGAUUUGGGACACCGCCGGGCAGGAGCGGUUCCGCGCCGUCACGCGGGGAUAUUACCGCGGCGCCGCCGGGGCCCUUCUCGUCUACGACGUCGCGAGGCGCGCGAGUUUCACGCACAUCGCCGCGUGGCUGCAGGAUGCCCGCAGCAGCACCAACCCGCACACCGUGAUGGUCCUCGUCGGGAAUAAAUCCGACCUCGAGAACGAGCGCGAGGUGUCAUACGAGGAGGCAGCGAAACUCGCAGCGGAGGAGAAUAUGUUGUUUGUCGAGUGCAGUGCGUUGAGUGGGGAGAAUGUGCAGCAGGCAUUUCUGAAUACAGCACACAAAAUACAUGAGGCGGUGAUGUGCGGGAUAUUAAAUCCAGCAGAUCCGGAUAGUGGGGUGCAGCUGCAAACCGCCACGUUACCCGCCGCUGCGGCCGCCGCCUCCGCGAAGAAGGAUGAACCACGCAAGAGUAUCUGUCAGUGUUGA